GAGAGAGAGAGAAAGAGAGGGCACUGGCUUUCAGCCCUAUUUCCUCAUCCUUUUGUCUUUUAUUCCGCAGAGAGAGAGAGAGAGCAACUACAGUCUACAGCAAAAGAAUGGACAGAUAGAGAUAAAUAAAUAUAUCUAUAUGUGUGUGUGUGUGUGUGUAUGCCUUUUAGCCCGAGAUGGAAAAGGAAAGAUGUGCUUACUGAUGAUGGCUUUUCGAACUCUUUGUCAAGCUUUCUGGUCGAUGUUGGAUUGAAGCCCAGAGUGAUGAAAAGGGCAAGAAAGACUUCGAUGGCGCUUCGGGCUUUUCAUCUCGCUCAGAGGGAGUAUUAGCGAAGAGUUGUUCAUCUCCAAGUUAGAAACCUAGAAAAAAUUAUGAUUUCGGCAGGGAAAACUGAAGGGGUUCAUUGGAUUUCUGGCAAUCUGGGUAUCGUUGAAUUGAUCAGUACUACUGCUAUCAGAGGUUGCUGAUAUUGGGUGGGGUUUUAAUCUGGUGGAGUGGAAGGCGAAGAAGAAGAGGGGCUUUCUGGGCUUGUAUAUGUUACCAGAAAUUUGUUGUUUACUGGUUCAGGCGUCGAUUCUCCUAUCUGACAAUCUGGGUAUUGUUGGAUUGAUCAGUUGGUAGCUUGGGAAAGAUCGAUGGGGAAGAAGAAGAUGCCAAAGAAGACGAAGGAACUAUCGGUAGCAAUAGCAGAAUCAUCGUCGAUAGGCACCGAGCAGCCGCAGCAACAGACUCCUAGGAAAAGGGGCAGACCGAGGAAAGUCGUCGAGAAAAUUGAGAGUGAAGAGAUGAUUAAUAAGGAAGAACAGAGAGAAGAAGCUGAAGUUGCAGCAGAGACGGACUCGAAGAAAGCAAAGACGAGCCAAAAAGAAGAAGAGGAGGAGGAGCCGAAGAUGCAAGGCGCGGCGGCGGGGGGUUCGUCUUCUGUGGGCGGCAAAGAGAGAGAGAAGGAAGAGCAGCAGCAGCAGCCGCCGCCAAGAAGCAGAGCUCGGCGCAAAAGCAAGCCCCGUAAGAGCAGCUGAAAGCCGAAACUCAAAUCAAUUGUCCAAAUCUGAAUUCUGGAAAACCUUUUAUUUCCUUUGUGUUGCUCAGAAACUGUCGUUAAUGGAGGCUGCUGUUGGAAAAUGGAGUCUUUUCUUUUUCUUUUCUUUUUCUUUUCUUUUUGGGUUAAAUAUUUUGAAUUGGGAAAAGUGGGUAAUAUUAUGAUUACUGGUUUGAGAAUUGAAUUGUGUUCAUUGUAAUUUGAUUCUGUUCUUGGUUUUGUAAAUUCCAAUGAAUGGGAGGUGAGAACUGGUACUGGUACUGGUUCUUCUUUAGGAAGAAGAAGAAAAGAAGCAGCAGCAGCAGCAUUAGGAGGAAGAAGAAGAAGAAGAAGAAGUCAGACGAGGACGACGUCGUUCCCCUGCCCAGCCAGCUCAACCUCCACGCCACUAUGGCUAUGGCAGAAAACAUUCUUGUAAUUUUCUGGGAGCUCCAAAAUUCCUUUCUCCACUCACACUUCUUCGAGCGUGCUUUCAUUCUCAAUUUCUUAAUCCAAGAGUGGGUAGGUAGCGAGCUGCUACUCGCUUGUGGCGAUGUUAAAUAAGUUUCAAUAAAUCUAAACUAGAAAGAAAAAGAAAAAGAAAAAAACCCAAGAGGCUUUGUUCGAUCUGUAAUGCACAUAAUAAACGUAUCUUGAA
Molecule: messenger RNA, 1677 nt
Organism: Diospyros lotus (date-plum)
Lineage: Eukaryota; Viridiplantae; Streptophyta; Magnoliopsida; Ericales; Ebenaceae
Exons: 2
Coding region: 637-1020 (127 amino acids)
Source: RefSeq, a predicted model, not a curated record